CCCUGGGGGCGGGGUGCGUCGCGGACGCCACGGCGCCCUCUGUCGCCCCGAGGCUAUCAGGUGGACCCAGCUGAGAAGAAGUCUGUGUCGCUGUGUGGUGAGCUCUCCAGGCCAGGUGCCGCGCGGCCUCCACCUCUGCGGUCCUUUGCUGUGUCUACUGCGAGAAUGAAGACCAUUCUCAUUAAUCAGACUGUCGACAUUCCAGAAAAUGUCAACAUUACUCUGAAGGGACACACAGUUAUCGUGAAUGGCCCCAGAGGAACCCUGCGGAGGGACUUCAAUCACAUCAAUGUAGAACUCAGUCUUCUUGGAAAGAAAAAAAAGAGGCUCUUGGUUGACAAAUGGUGGGGUAACAGAAAAGAACUGGCUACCAUUCGGACUAUUUGUAGUCAUGUACAGAACAUGAUCAAGGGUGUUACACUGAGCUUCCGUUACAAGAUAAGGUCUGUGUAUGCUUACUUCCCCAUCAUCGUCGUUAUCCCGGAGAAUGGGUCUGUUGUUGAAAUCCAAAAUUUCUUGGGUGAAAAAUACAUCCACAGGGUGCGGAUGAGACCAGGUGUUGCUUGUUCAGUAUCUCAAGCCCAGAAAGAUGAAUUAAUCUUUGAAGGAAAUGACACCGAGCUUGUUUCAAAUUCAGCGGCUUUGAUUCAGCAAGCCACAACAGUUUAAAACAACGAUAUCAGGAAAUUUUUGAAUGGUAUCUAUGUCUCUGAAAAAGGAACUGUUCAGCAGGCUGAUGAAUAAGAUCUAAGAGUUAUCCAGCUACAGAAAGAAGAUGCCAGAUGACUCCUAAGACCUACUUGUGAUAUUUAAAUGAUGUAAUAAAAGACCUGUUGAUUUGGAGAAAAGUAAAUAGCUAAAUAAAUUCCAGGUGCAUCAAAGAUGCAAUCAAGGCCAGGCACAGUGGCUCAUGCCUGUGAUUCCAGCAUUUUGGGAGGCAGAGGCGGGACAAUUGCUUAACGCCAGGAGUUUGAGACCAGCCUGAGCAAUAUGGGAAGACUCCAUCUCGACAAAAAAAAAACUUUGACUGGGCACGACGGCUCAUGCCUGUAACCUAAGACUUUGGGGGACCAAGACGAGAGAAUUGCCUGAGGCCAGGAGUUUAAGACCAGCCUAGUCAACAUAGUGAGAUCCCCCAUUUCUUAAGAAAAUAUUUUUAAUAAAAUUAACAAAAGAUAAACUUAGCCAGGCAUGGUGGCACAUCCCUGUAGUCCCAGCUACUUGAGAGGCUGAGGUGGGAAGAUUACUUAGGCCCAGGAGGUCCAGGUUAGAGUGAGUCAUGAUCAAACUACUGCACUCUAGCCUGGACAAUAGAGUGAGACCCUGUCUCAAAAAAAAAAAAUGGAAGAAAAGAAUAAAGAAAGAAAGAUGAAAUCAUACAAGUACUGCUAGAAAAGCUAGAUAAGAUCAUGGGAAAAUUUUUUUUUAUUUUGGAAUGAGAAAAACAUUUGAAGAAAGACACAAACUGUCAAAACCAUAAAGGCAAAGAUUAAUAAAAUUAACCUCACAAAGAUUUAACAUUUCUCCAUGGAGAAAAAACACCUUGUACAGAGAUAUAAGUACACAAAUGAUAAGCUGAGAAAAUAAACAUUUACAAUAUCUGCAAUAUAAUAAAAGUCUAAUUUCUUUAAUAUAAUUAAGAGCAAUCGGCUGGGCGCGGUGGCUCACACCUGUAAUCCCAGCACUUUGGGAGGCCAAGGAAGGCAGAUCACGAGGUCAGGAGAUGGAGACAAGCCUGGCCAACAUGGUGAAACCCCGUCUCUACUAAAAAUACAAAAAUUUGGCCGGGUGCGGUGGCUCACGCCUAUAAUCCCAGCACUUUGGGAAGCCUAGGCGGGCGGAUCACGAGGUCAGGAGUUCAAGACCACCCUGGCCAACACAGUGAAACCCCGUCUCUACUAAAAAUACAAAAAUUAGCCGGACAUGGUUUCAUACACCUGUAAUCCCAGCUACUCAGGAGGCUGAGGCAGGAGAAUUACUUGAACCUGGGAGGCAGAGGUUGUGGUGAGCUGAGAUCACACCACUGCACUCCAGCCUGGGUGACUGAGUGAGACUUUGUUUAAAAAAAAAAAAAUUAGCUGGGCAUGGUGGUGUGCACCUGUAAUCCCAGCUACUUGGGAGACUGAGGCAAGAGAAUUGCUUGAACCCAGGAGACGGAGGUUGCAGUGAGCCAAGAUCGUGCAAUUGCACUCCUGCCGGGGCAACAGAGCGAGACUCCAUCUCAAAAAAAAAAAAGAAAAAAUUAGUUGGGUGUAAUGACAUGUGCCUGUAGUCCCUGCUACUCGGGAGUCUGAGUCAGGAGAACUAGUUGAGCCCAGGAGGCAGAGGUUGCAGUGAGCCGAGAUUGCGCCACUGCAAUCCAGCACUCCAGCCUGGGUAACAGAGCGAGACUCCAAGUUAAAAAAAAAAAAAAAAGCCAGGCGCAGUGGCUCACGCCUGUAAUCCCAACACUUUGGGAGGCCAAGAUGGGUGGAUCACAAGGUCAGGAGUUCGAGACCAGCCUGGCCAAUAUGGUGAAACCCCAUCUCUACUAAAAAUACAAAAAUUAGUUGGGCGUGGUGGCACGCGCCUGUAGUCCCAGCUGCUCAGGAGGCUGAGGCAGGAGAAUCACUUGAACCCAAGAGGCGGAGGUUGCAGUGAGCCAAGAUGGCGCCACUGCACUCCAGCCUAGGUGACAGAGCAAGAAUGUCUCAAAAAAUAAAAAUAAAAGAAAAAGAGCAAUUACAAAUUAAAAGAAGAUCAUCAUUCAUCCAAUAGAAACAUAAGGAAAGUAUUAAUACAUCAAUAUAGGUAGUUCACAGAUAAAGUCAUACAAAUGGCUUUCAAAUAUUCUACUCACUUAGAGAAAUGCAAAUUAUGAGAGAUCACCUUUCACUUAUCAAUAUUAUUGAACAUGUGGGAGAAAAGGCAUUCUC
This is a messenger RNA of Gorilla gorilla gorilla (western lowland gorilla), 2915 nucleotides long. Its product is annotated as large ribosomal subunit protein uL6-like. The record is from RefSeq and is a predicted model, not a curated record. The transcript has 2 exons. Gene Ontology annotation, cellular component: cytosolic large ribosomal subunit; ribosome. Gene Ontology annotation, biological process: cytoplasmic translation. Gene Ontology annotation, molecular function: structural constituent of ribosome; rRNA binding. Bases 166 to 669 code for a protein of 167 amino acids. NCBI's taxonomy places the organism in Eukaryota, Metazoa, Chordata, Mammalia, Primates, Hominidae.